GAUGUCAACAAUCAACGUAAACAAAACCACAUGGCUCGGUUUUUCAAUAAAAUAAGGAAAGUUAUAAACUAAAUAGAUUAAAUCAUAUUAAUAUAUUAUUAAAAAACGAAUACAAAAUGCCAAAAGUUAAAGCUGAAAAGAAGACUCGCAUACACAAUGAAGUACAGAAACAGGGUAUUGUCUUCAACAAGGAUUUCGGCCAGCAUAUUCUAAAAAAUCCCCUGGUUAUUACCAGUAUGCUGGAAAAGGCUGCCCUCAGGCCAACAGACAUCGUUUUGGAAAUUGGUCCCGGUACGGGUAACAUGACUGUUCGAAUGUUGGAGCGUUGUAAAAAAGUGGUGGCCUGUGAAAUUGAUACUCGACUGGCUGCAGAAUUGCAAAAACGUAUCCAAGGCACACCGUUACAACCCAAGCUGCAAAUGUUAAUUGGCGAUUUCUUGAAAGCUGAACUACCUUUCUUUGAUUUGUGCAUUGCCAACGUGCCGUAUCAAAUAAGUUCACCGCUAAUUUUUAAACUUUUGCUUCAUCGCCCCUUGUUUCGUUGUGCCGUCUUAAUGUUUCAGCGGGAGUUUGCCCAGCGUUUGGUGGCCAAACCUGGCGAUAAAUUGUAUUGCCGUCUGAGCAUAAAUACUCAGCUUUUGGCCAGGGUCGAUAUGUUAAUGAAAGUGGGUAAGAAUAACUUUAAGCCACCACCAAAGGUUGAGUCCAGUGUGGUACGUUUGGAGCCGAAAAAUCCUCCACCGCCAGUCAAUUUCACAGAAUGGGAUGGUUUGACGCGUAUUGCCUUUUUGCGUAAAAACAAAACUCUGGCAGCGGCCUUUAAAACGAAUUCGGUCAUGGAAAUGUUGGAGAAGAAUUAUAAAUUGCAUUUAUCGCUAAACAACAUGCCCAUUGAAGAAAAUCUAAAUAUGCAAGAGAAAGUAAUUGGCAUACUAACAAAAUUGAAUAUGGAUAAUUUCCGUGCUCGCUCAAUGGAUUUGGAUGAUUUUAUGCGGCUUUUAUUGGCCUUCAAUUCCGAGGGCAUACAUUUCAAUUGAGCCUCCGCCCACCAUACCAUUGAUAUUUUUUCGAUAUGUAAGAAGAAAUACAUAGCUGCCUACUUUUUAAGAAAAUUAGAAUAGUAAAAUUAUUUUUUAUAAAAUAAAUAUA
This is a messenger RNA of Musca domestica (house fly), 1149 nucleotides long. Its product is annotated as probable dimethyladenosine transferase. The transcript is spliced from 3 exons. NCBI's taxonomy places the organism in Eukaryota, Metazoa, Arthropoda, Insecta, Diptera, Muscidae. Gene Ontology annotation, biological process: rRNA methylation. Gene Ontology annotation, cellular component: mitochondrial matrix. Gene Ontology annotation, molecular function: rRNA (adenine-N6,N6-)-dimethyltransferase activity. The coding region runs from base 117 to 1037 and encodes 306 amino acids. The record is from RefSeq and is a predicted model, not a curated record.